Messenger RNA from Sodiomyces alkalinus F11, 1994 nucleotides. RefSeq names its product peptidase C1-like family protein. Lineage: Eukaryota; Fungi; Ascomycota; Sordariomycetes; Glomerellales; Plectosphaerellaceae. Gene Ontology annotation, cellular component: cytoplasm. The transcript has 2 exons. Bases 399 to 1994 code for a protein of 531 amino acids. Gene Ontology annotation, biological process: proteolysis; response to toxic substance; L-homocysteine catabolic process. Gene Ontology annotation, molecular function: cysteine-type aminopeptidase activity. The record is from RefSeq and is a predicted model, not a curated record.
UUCGUCGUUCGUGUCAUCGUAGCGGACUGUACUAGUACUUACCCAAGGUAAGGUACCUUCGUAAGUACCUAAGCUAGUAGCACCUCGUUUUGUGUAGGUGCCCUGCCUGUUGUCCGUACACUUACACCACUUACACCACUUACACUUCCCUCAUCCUCAAACCUUCCGACGCCACCUGAAGCCGCAAACAAUAUGAAGCCCAUUCUGAAUGCCUACGAAUAUCUGGUCAUAAUAAAAGCCCCGCCAUAGUCUGUCUGCUCUCUGUCCUCAUCACUUCUCUCCUUACCUGCGUCUCCCUCCAAAUUUGUCGAGUCGAACCACCAACUCGUUCCCCUUGUUUUCAUCCCUACCUACCCCCUUUCCUCUCUUCACACCCUUUACUGGCAAUCAUCUUUUCCAUGUCCUGGCUUCUCAUCAGCAUGGGGGGUAAACCCUCCAAGCCCCCGCCUCAUGUCAUCAUGUCCGCCGAGGUCAUGACCGACGAGACCCUCCAUCAGGGUCUUGACGGGGUGCAUAUUCGCAAUGGCCACCAGGAGAGUCCCGAAUCCAACCAGAUGAACGAGAAAUCGGCUUGCCUUGCCCGUAAGCCCCAGAGCCUCUCGCUGCCGCUUGUCCAGUCAUGGCAGCGCCGUUUCCUCGAAGAGCCCAAGAAUAGGCUCGCUCUCAUGGCUCUCAGCGUCGGUGAUCCUCGCAAGGCCCUCAUCUCCGCGGCCACUAUCCGCGCCGACCCCCACGUCUUCAACGUCCGUAUCCCCCUGGAAGGCAGUCCGGUCACCAACCAGAACGCCUCGGGCCGCUGUUGGCUCUUCGCCGCGACCAACGUCUUUCGCGUGGCCCUCAUGAAGCGGUACGACCUCGCCGCCUUCGAGCUCUCCCAGUCCUACCUCUUCUUCUGGGACAAGCUGGAAAAGGCCAACUGGUUCCUCGAGCAAGUCAUCGACACCGCCGCCCACGGAUACCACCUCGACUCCCGCCUCGUGCAGCACCUCCUCGCCGAACCCAUCUCCGACGGCGGCCAGUGGGACAUGGUCAGCAACCUUGUUAGCAAGUACGGGCUCGUGCCGCAGUCCCUCUACCCGGAUACAUGGAACGCCAAAAAUUCGUCUGUCCUGAACAGGAUCCUCAGGUCCCAACUGCGUGAGUAUGCCGUAGUCCUCCGUCGUCUUGUCGAGCGGGAGAAGGAGAAGGAAAAGGAGGAUGGAAGGGAGAAAGAAGACGAGGAGGACAAGGCCACCACGGCCUCGCAGGCCGUCACAUACGCCAAGGCCCGCAUGCUUCGCGCUAUCCUAGGCGUCCUGACCGUCACCCUCGGGCCGCCGCCAGACCCCCGUGCCGAGUUCACCUGGGCGUACGAGGACGCGGACGGCCAGGCACACGAGCUGCGCACCACACCCUGCGUCUUUUCGCUCGCGCCCUGCGCCCUCCACCGCGCCACCAACAUGGUCUCCCUCGUGCACGACCCCCGCCACCCGCCGCUGACACGGCUCACCGUCGACCGCCUCGGCAACGUCGUCGGGGGCAGGCCCGUCACCUACGUCAACGUCGACAUGCACACCCUCAAGGCCGCCUGCGUGGCCAGCCUCCGCGGGGGGCAGCCCGUGUUCUUCGGCUCCGACGUCGGCAAGUUCAGCAGCGCCACAUUCGGCAUGAUGGACCUCGACCUCUUCGACUGCGAGCUCGGCUUUGGCGUCGGGCUGCGGGGGCUCGACAAGGCGGAUCGGCUCCGCGCAAGGGAAUCGCAGUUGACGCAUGCCAUGGUCCUCACGGGCGUGCAUGUCGACUCCCAGGGCGGCACGGUGCGGUGGCGGGUGCAGAAUAGCUGGGGCGAGCGGUCCGGGCAGAAGGGCUGGUUCGUCAUGUCCGAUGCGUGGAUGGAUGAGUUUGUCUACCAGGCUGUCGUGGACCCUCUGUACCUCGCCAAGGAGGUCAAGGACGUGCUCAAGAAGACGCCUGUCGUACUUCCUCUAUGGGAUCCCAUGGGGAGUCUUGCGUGA